GGCCUGUUCCGCUGACUGGAUUGCGCAACAGGCCAAUGGAUUGGUGGCUCCCCGGACUCGCUCUCCACCUCCCUUACGUUAUAACUACUAGAGCCCCUUGAGCAAGAGAUGCCAGUAUAUCUCUCAUAUUAAAAUUCAGAGAGCCACAGCAAUGGAUUCAAGCACUGACGAGACUUUAAAUCUCACCGCGUUUCUACAGACAGAUCCGUACAUUGCACAUUAUGAGGGAGAGCUGCGUAGAAGAUAUAAGCAGUUUGCAGAGCGUCUGGCACAGUUGGAGGAGGCGGAAGGAACCUUUGAUCGCUUCACACUGAGUUACCAGUCAUUUGGAAUUCAGCGGCGAUCCAACAACGGGCUGCUCUUUAGGGAAUGGGCACCGGGAGCGAAGGCCGUCUUCCUGACUGGAGAUUUCAAUUCCUGGGAAAAACAGUCUUACCCUUUCACGCAGAAUGAGCAUGGGAAAUGGGAACUUUAUCUCCCUCCGAAACUGGACACAUCUCCUGCCAUCGAGCACCUGACCAAACUCAAGCUUGUGGUCCUGACUAAAACUGGCGAAUAUCUGUUUCGGAUCUCUCCCUGGGCCAAAUAUGUCACAAAAACAGUGGAUUCUGUCACUUAUGACUGGACCCACUGGGACCCUCCACAACCAUACCAGUUCCAGCACCCCAGACCCCCUCGGCCCAGCAGUCUUCGAAUCUACGAGGCUCAUGUGGGCAUCAGUUCGCCUGAGGAAAAGAUUGCCUCGUACAAAAACUUCACCCGAGAUGUGCUUCCUCGCAUUAAGGAUCUCGGAUACAACUGUGUCCAGCUCAUGGCAAUCAUGGAACAUGCCUACUAUGCAAGCUUUGGCUAUCAAGUCACCAACUUCUUUGCUGCUUCCAGCCGCUUUGGCACUCCUGAUGAUCUGAAGCAUCUGGUAGAUACGGCACACUCCAUGGGCAUUGCUGUUCUGCUGGAUGUGGUCCACAGUCACGCCUCCAGCAACACAGAGGAUGGACUCAACUACUUCGAUGGGACUGACUCCUGCUUCUUUCAUGGAGGCUCCAGAGGCAAACACUCACUCUGGGACAGUCGACUCUUCAAUUACUCCAGUUGGGAGGUGUUGCGGUUCCUGCUCUCCAACCUGCGCUGGUGGAUGGAGGAGUAUCGCUUUGACGGCUUUAGGUUUGACGGUGUGACCUCAAUGCUCUACCACCAUCAUGGUAUUGACACAUCAUUUUCGGGGAACUACAGCGAGUACUUUGGCAUGCAAGUGGAUGAAAACGCACUCAUUUACCUAAUGCUGGCCAAUCACAUCCUGCACAGGCUCUACCCACAAUGCAUCACUGUAGCGGAGGAUGUAUCAGGGAUGCCAGGCCUGUGCAGGGCCAUUGAAGAGGGAGGACUGGGCUUUGAUUAUCGUCUGACCAUGGCCGUGCCAGACAAAUGGAUCCAGGUACUGAAGGAAGUUCGGGAUGAGGACUGGGAUUUGAGGAACAUUGUUUACACCCUGAUCAACAGAAGAAGGGGGGAGGCUUCUGUCACUUAUGCUGAGAGCCAUGACCAGGCAUUGGUCGGGGACAAGUCGCUGGCAUUUUGGCUGAUGGACAAAGAGAUGUACACCAACAUGAGUGCUCUCACUACCAUGACGCCUGUUAUAGACCGUGGCAUCCAGCUGCAUAAACUCAUCCGUCUGCUCACUCACAGUCUCGGAGGGGAGGGCUACCUCAACUUCAUGGGCAAUGAGUUUGGCCAUCCAGAAUGGCUGGACUUUCCUAGGAAAGGAAACAAUGAGAGCUACUAUUACGCCCGUCGCCAGUUCAACCUGGUGGACACGGAACAUCUGCGAUACCGACAACUAUACGCUUUCGACCGUGACAUGAAUCUCACAGAAGACAAAUACAGCUGGCUGACUGCCGCUCAGGCUGCAGUCACGACUCUGAAUCAAGAUGACAAGGUGAUUGUAUUUGAACGUGCGAACCUGCUGUUUAUUUUCAACUUCCAUCCCUGCAACAGCUACACGGACUACAGGGUGGCAGCAGAGCAUGCUGGGAAAUAUAAGAUCAAAUUGAACUCGGACGAGGUGCAGUACGGGGGUCACGGGAGGCUUCUGCAGGACACGGAGUUCUUCACAGAGCCAAUGACUUUCAAUGGACGAGACCAGUCGUUUCAGAUCUACAUUCCUUGCAGAACUGCUCUGAUCUUGGCAAAUGAGGACACUGAUUUCAGACACUGAAGACCGUGCGCAUGAAUGGACAUGGAUCUUGCAUCAUAUCCCUGAAUAUUGGGCAACCCUACAUCAGAUAACAUUCAAUAUAGCAAACGUUUUUUUUUCCACAUACAAUAAUGGUACCUGCUUUUAAAUAUGAUUACAGUACAGUAUGUUUCAUUCUGUUAAAAAAAAUCAUCUAAUCUCUUUAAAGAGAUACAUAAACCAAAAUUGUUUAAAUUUUAAAUUAGCUGUUAAUUCACUCAAGAAGUAGGUGACUUUUCUUCAAUAGAGCAAAAAAAAAAGAAAGAAAGAAAGAAAGAAAGAAAGAAAGAAAGAAAGAAAGAAAGAAAGAAAGAAAGAAAGAAAGAAAGAAAGAAAGAAAGCUAAAGAUGUGGUUCUUUGUGAUUCAUGAAAUGCAAACUCAACAUGUAUCAGGGCUCUGAGGAUCAGUAAACAUAUUCAGUCAAAAUAAAAUGAAUGCACAUUGCUCCUGACACAAAAAAACAGGUUAUAUGUAGCACAAUAAUUGUUCUGUGUAUUAUUACAAUUAUUCCACAGCCAAGUAUUGAAAUUGUACAUAAAAUUUUUAAGGUUUAUUUAGAUCACAUUUCUGGUGCAUGGUAUGGGCUGGGAUAGUCCUCUCAUAUUGAUGAAAUGUAAAAUGUGAGAAGUUUUAAAGGAGCCCAUGCCAGCAAUAUGAGUAAACAUUUUUUGGAGCAUGGAAUAAAGGUCCUUUUCUGAACUUUGAACAUCUCAGAACCAUUGCUGUCUUUUGAGGAUGAGAGAGCUCUAGGAUUUCACCAAAAAAAUUUUUUUGUGUGUGAACAGGGCUUUGAACGACAUGAGGGUAAGUAAUUAAAACAAAAUGUUUGUUGUGGGGUGAACUAACCAAUUAAAUGGUUAUUUCAUUUGUAAUAAACUAUAUAGAGUCAAUAAUAAAUAUAAAUGUUAACCUCACAAUGCAUCAAAUCCCCUCGUUGAAUUUCAGAGGCUUUUACUCCAUUUACUUUAACAAGUAAAAUCAUCACAGAGAAUGGGUUACAUCCUUUUUCCACUGCAGAGUUACCAUGGUUUAUACAUGUGUUCAGGUAUACUGUAAUAAAUAACUAGUAGGUGUGUGCUAUAUUUAUCAUCUGUUAUCAUUUCAGAAUUGUUUUAAUGAUGUGCAAGCUGACAUUAACAAGUAUGUCACUAACUUUGCAAACAAAAUAAAAUAAUGAGAAAAAUA
Danio rerio (zebrafish) is the source of this 3419-nucleotide messenger RNA. The record is from RefSeq and is a predicted model, not a curated record. Lineage: Eukaryota; Metazoa; Chordata; Actinopteri; Cypriniformes; Danionidae.